Clavispora lusitaniae ATCC 42720 is the source of this 2289-nucleotide messenger RNA. Its product is annotated as peptide alpha-N-acetyltransferase complex A subunit. Gene Ontology annotation, cellular component: NatA complex; cytoplasm. The record is from RefSeq and is a predicted model, not a curated record. Gene Ontology annotation, biological process: N-terminal peptidyl-methionine acetylation. Gene Ontology annotation, molecular function: protein binding. Lineage: Eukaryota; Fungi; Ascomycota; Pichiomycetes; Serinales; Metschnikowiaceae.
AUGGCAAGUAGAAAUCCCAUUUUCGCCAACAAAGAAGAUGCAAACGCUCGCGAGGCUAUUAAGCUCUAUGAGAAUAAGCAGUACAAAAAGGCUUUGAAAUUGAUUGACCAGAACUUGAAGAAAAACUCGUCGCACGCCGAAUCUUUGGCUUUAAAAGGCUGUUGCAAUUACCAAACUGGCCACAAAGCUGAUGCUGAAUCCUAUGUUCUCAAAGCACUUGCUAAAGCGCCAGGAAAUUACUUGGUUAACCACUUGGCUGGUAUCUACUACCGUAAUGUUGAUAACUACCAAGAGGCAGCAAAAUGGUUCAAAGCUGCUGUGGACAAUGGUCUGAAAAACACCCCCAUCUAUAGAGAUUUGGCGUUGAUGCAAUCACAAACCCGUGAUUAUAAAAACUUGCGUGAAUCGAGACAAAAGUUUUUGGAGAGCCAGCCCGGUUACCGUGCCAACUGGACUGCUGUGGCCAUUGCCCACCAUCUUAACGAAGAUUACGAUGCUGCUGUGUCGACGUUGGAUAAGAUCGAGGGAAUCAUCAAAGAACACAUUCAAGAGCAAGAUAGGUACGAGCACAGCGAGUGCUUGCUUUACAAGAAUUCCAUUAUUGCUGAAUCUGGCGACUUUGCUCGUGCCUUGAAGGAUCUUGAGGAAAACUCAGAUGAGAUCAGAGAUCGCACAGACUUCUUGUCUUACAAGGCCAAAUAUUUGGUUGCAUUGGGCAAGCGUAAGGAGGCUUCUCUUGUUUACCGUCAAUUGUUGCAGAGAAAUCCCGACAAUGCUUCGUACUACAAUAUGCUCGAAUUAGCUUUAGAGACUCCAGCGCAAUCCUUUGAUCUUCGUUUGAAGUUGUACGAUAAGUUGGCCCUGUUUUAUCCUCGUGCUGAUCCUCCUCAAUUUCUUCCGUUGAGCUUCUUGCCAGCUUCUCAUCCCGAGUUCCGCAAGCGUGUUUCCAACUACAUCUUGUCUCAGUUAAAGAGAGGAGUGCCAGCUACAUUUGUCAAUGUGAAGCCUUUGUACAAGAACAGUCAAAAGCGCGAGAUCAUCGCAUCUGUUGUUCAAGAAUUUUUCGAAAACGAUGUUCCUCUGUUAGAACCUACUGUCUUUGUAUGGACUUGUUACUUCUUGGCACAGCAUUUCUUGCAUGUGGGCGACAUUGCAUCUGCAGCUUCUCUCAUCGAUCAGGCGUUGGAGCACACGCCUGUAUUGGUUGAGUUGUACAUUCUCAAAGCAAGAAUCACUAAGCACCAAGGCAAAAUCGUUGAAGCGAGUGACAUCAUGCAAGCUGGCCGUGCUUUAGAUUUACAAGAUCGUUUCAUCAACUCAAAAACAGCGAAAUACCUCUUCCGUGCAAAUAAGGUGGAUGAAGCCAUUGAUUGUAUUUCUCUCUUCACGAAAUUGGAAGAAGGUGCUGUUAAUGGACUUAAAGAUUUGCAUCAAAUGCAAGCCAAUUGGGCGUUAGUCGAAAGUGGUGAAGCGUAUGCCAGACUCUAUAAAGAGGAAUUGGCGAAAUUACAAGAAUUAUCUCCUGAUGCGGCGAACUACUCCGAAGUAGCUGAUACUUGUGAUAUCUACCGUGGUUUGGCCUUAAAACGUUUCUUGGCAAUCUUAAAAAUCUUCAAAAAAUACCGUUCUGACGAGUUCGACUUCCAUUCCUACUGUAUGAGAAGAGGUACUCCACGGGACUACGUUGAGACUUUGCAAUGGGAAGAUCGUCUUCACUCUACACCUAUUUACAUUCGUGCCGUGAAGGGCUUGACAUCCCUUUACUGGGAGGUCUGGGAAGCUCAGCAAAUCCAGAAUGAAAAGGAGGACCCUAAGGACAAGAAGAAAUCUAAGAACAAGAAGGCAAAACCUCUCAACAUUAAGAAGAAGUCGGAACUUAUUGCCAAGGUUGAGUCCGUGAAGAAUGAUCCUGAUCCUUUGGGCUCAAAAGCUCUUUCAGACUUGAAGGAGAACCCCAAUAUUUUGGCGGAGUUGGAAGUUUUUUCAAAGCAAUUAUGCUCCGAGGCUAAGAACUACCGUUUCUCGUGGGAACUUUCCUAUAAGUUGUACAAAGCCGAAGCGAAGUAUGUUUUGGCUUUACAAGCACUUAGAUCUUGGGUCAGUAUUGUUGACCCAAAGCACAAAAAGUUGAGAGUUGUUGCGGACAAGGUAUUGGACUUGAAACAUACAUUGGAAAACGAUAAACAAGCAAACCCUGCAAUUGUCAAAGUGGUGGAAAAGGGGUUGCAGAAUGCUUUUCCUGAUUUGGAGAAGGGUGAGAGCCAACUACUCGAAGUCUACUGUCAUUAA